AUGGCUGAACCACGCGCACGUGCGCGAGUCAAAGGCCAGCCAAUAUUCACACACACCGAUCUUCAACAACUCCUCUACGCUUUCGGCGACUCCUCCUCCCCAUUACAAUUAACCGUCACCACCCUCGAAGAGAUCCUCACAGACUUCAUCAUCGAAACCYGCCACGCCGCCGCCCUCUGCGCAUCAUACUCGCGACGCCAAAAGAUCAAAGUCGAUGAUUUCCGCUGGGUGCUGYGCAAGAACCCCCAAUUACUCGGCCGUGUGAGCGAGUACAUGUUCCGCGAGAAAUACAUGAAGAAUGCGCGGAAAGCCGUCGACUUCGAUGCUAUGGGCAAGGAGAGUGCGAGCGAUCUGCUGGAUUUGGCGGAUGUAGGUGGAGCGGGUAAAGGCGAUUUCGAGGCCGGGAAGAAGGGACGGGGCAGGAAGAAGAAGCGCAAGGCGGAGGAUGACGAGGACGAGGUUGGUGGAGGAGGUAAGAGGGUCUCUAUGGGUUUGUGA
This is a messenger RNA of Ramularia collo-cygni, 498 nucleotides long. RefSeq lists its product as uncharacterized. The transcript has a single exon. Gene Ontology annotation, biological process: transcription by RNA polymerase II; RNA polymerase II preinitiation complex assembly. Gene Ontology annotation, molecular function: protein heterodimerization activity. Lineage: Eukaryota; Fungi; Ascomycota; Dothideomycetes; Mycosphaerellales; Mycosphaerellaceae. The record is from RefSeq and is a predicted model, not a curated record. Bases 1 to 498 code for a protein of 165 amino acids. Gene Ontology annotation, cellular component: transcription factor TFIID complex.